This is a messenger RNA of Insectozyma verbasci, 945 nucleotides long. The record is from the annotation of a GenBank genome assembly. Lineage: Eukaryota; Fungi; Ascomycota; Pichiomycetes; Serinales; Debaryomycetaceae.
AUGUCAAAUAAUGAUGAUAGUAGUAAUGAAGAGAUAGAAAGACCAAAUAAUCGAAUACUGACGAGGGAUAAUAAAUUAUCAAGUUUAUAUAAUUCAAGUCAACAAAGAGAAAGUGAUUCCAGGUUCGAAGAAGAUGGUGAAUUCAUAUAUAAACGAAAUGCUUCUCCAGAUCAAAGAAAAAGAAGAAAGAUAAAUACAAACACACCAAUUACUCAAAUUCUUGAAGAUCAUAUAGUUUCAUCAACAGAAUCAAAACUAAAUAAAUUGAAAUCUCCAUUUGGUGAAUCUGAUCAAUAUAUAUCACCAUAUAAUCUACAAUAUCAAGUAUCUAAUCGAAAUGACGAAUCUAGCUUUGACAGGGUCAAACAAUUAAUGAUACGGAUUAUGAAAAAACAAAUAGAAACAGAAAUGUUUCAAGAUCAAGAUCAAACAGUAGUCAACUCGGCAAAAAUAAUAAAAGAAGAAAGUAUAAAAGAUUUGAUCGAUCGACGAAUUCAUAUCAAUAAACAAUCGGAUCUAAUAGUUGAUCCAAUAAUAGUACCUAAUCCGCAUAAUGUGUCAAAUUGUGAAAAUAUUCAAAUAUAUUCAAAAAGGAUAAAACAAUUAAAAUUGCAAUCUCAUGAAUGGAAAGAAACGUUCAAAAACUCAAUACAACCAGUAGAGAAUAUGAAAAUUAAUUAUGAAGAGAAUGAGAAGAAUGAUGACUUGAUUAAUGAGAUUAAAAAUGAUUUAGAAAUCGUUAAAUCAAAUUUAAAUAUAAGUUUAAAUAUUGAUAAAUUAUAUCAUAAAUCUUAUCAACUACUAAAGUCAACUGAUGUAAUGAAACUGAUUAAAGAUGAUACGAUUAAAAUUCAACUUGAAAAAUUGAUUACAAAUUAUAUUAAUACAAAAGAUAAAAUUGAUCCUAUUGAAUUGAUCAAGGCUAUUUGUGAAUUAGAAUCGUAA